AUGUCUCUGGCAGAGGAGCUGGCAGCGGACCCAGACCUGCGGCUGGAGGCGCGCCUCGUAUUCUCUGCAGAGGACGACAACAGCGGCGCCUCCCUGCCCUCCGCCAACCCCCCCGGGAGGGUGGCCGAUGUCGUGAGGAUAUGGGGCUCCGAGAGGUUGGGAGACCUGCUUGCUAAGGUGGCGGGCGGGUGCGAGCAGCCGUCCACGGUGUGGGAGGCGAGCGCGGCGUGCAGCGACCUGGACGGCGACCUGGGCGCGGCGCACGCGCUGCUGCGCGCCCUCUACGGCCGGCGCUUCCCCGAGCUGGAGGCGCUCGUCCGGGCCGGCGCCGCCUACGCCGCCGUCGCCAGGCGCCUCGGCUGCGGCAGCGCCGGCGGGGGCGGCGCCGGCUACGGGGGCGUGGCGUUCGGGGGCGGGCUCGGGGGCGGCGCCGUCGCGGCCGCGCUGGCGCCGCUGCUGCCGCCGGCCUCCGUCAUGGUGGUCUCGCUGGCCGCCGCCACCACCAGGGGACGCAGCCUCACCGAGCAGGAGCAAGAGUGCGUGACGGAGGUGCUGGACGCGGAGGCGGGAAUGACGGCGGCGCGGGCGGUGCUGGGGGCGUACGUGGAGGCGCGCAUGGCGGCCGCCGCCCCCGAGCUGGCGGCCGUUCUGGGGGCGGAGGCGGCGGCGCGCCUCGUGGCGGCUGCGGGCGGCCUGCACAAGCUGGCGCGCACGCCCGCCUGCAACGUGCUCGCGCUCGCCAAGGCCGCCGCCGCCGCCUCGGGGGUGGCGGGGGCGGCGGGGGCGGCGCGGCUGGGCGCGGGGCCGGGCGCCGCCGCCGCCAGCCUGCUCGCCUGCCCCACGCUCAUGGAUGCGCCGCUGCACCUGCGCAGGAAGGUGGAGCGUCGGCUGAGGCAGCUGCAGGCUCCGCCGCCGCCCAAGGAGACGCGCGCGCUGGCGCGGCCGCCGCCGGGCGUGGGCCUGCUGGGCGGCAGCGUGGGCGGCGGCACCGGCGUGUACGUGGGCGGCGGCGCGGGGCGGCGGCGCGGGGGGCGGCGCGCGCGCCGGCAGCGGCGCCAGAGGGGGCAGCUGACCGCGCUGGCCCGCCUGCGCAACAGGGUGCGGCUGGGCGACGCGUGGACCGGCGCCCCUCCGGAGGCCGACGGCUGCUGGGGCUGGGCCGGCGACGGCGGCGGGGGCGGCGGCGCGGCGGGACCCGGCGGCGUCAGGGCGCCGCCCCCCGACGACAGGACCAAGGUUCGCAUCUCCAGAGCGCUGCAGCGCCGGCUGGCCGUGGAGCGGGAACGCUGCCUGGGCGCCGGCGACGUGCUGGCCACACCCACGCCGGGCACUGCGUCCAGUGUUGCCUUCUCGACGGUCGAGGGGCUCGAGAUCGUGCACCCUGCGGCGGCCGCCGCAGAGGCCCUCCCAAGGGGCCGCGGCAGGUACUUCGCUGACGUCGGCGCCUGCUGA
This is a messenger RNA of Schistocerca piceifrons (Central American locust), 1452 nucleotides long. Its product is annotated as U4/U6 small nuclear ribonucleoprotein Prp31-like. Gene Ontology annotation, cellular component: U4/U6 x U5 tri-snRNP complex; U4 snRNP; precatalytic spliceosome. Bases 1 to 1452 code for a protein of 483 amino acids. Lineage: Eukaryota; Metazoa; Arthropoda; Insecta; Orthoptera; Acrididae. Gene Ontology annotation, biological process: spliceosomal tri-snRNP complex assembly; mRNA splicing, via spliceosome. The transcript is spliced from 5 exons. The record is from RefSeq and is a predicted model, not a curated record.